CUUAGGUUGCAGUGAGCCUAUGGAUAUAGUGCUUUUACUUGAUACAACUCUAAACAAUUCAACACAAAAUGAAGAGUUCAAAACGUUUUUAUUAGAUUUAGUCGAAGAUUUUCAAAUUGACUGUGGAACUCCUAGGGUAGCCUUCGUGUCAUUUAGUUCCAGUCCAGUCCUACAUUUUAGACUUGAUAAAUACUCUUCUAAAGCGGACAUGAAGUCGGCCAUAAAAUCUGCAAUUUUUACGCCAGGAGAAAGAAACUUUGCAGAUGCGUUCCAUUUGCUUCACAGGCAGGUAUUCUUUGCGCCUUAUGGCGAUAGACCGGAUGCACCAAAUGUUAUCCUUUUGAUAACAACAGGAAAUUCCGAGAGAAAAAAAUAUGAAGCAUCACAACAAAUACAGUUUUUAAAAGACCAAAACAGCAUACUGGUCGUAUCGAAAGGGGUCAAGGACAUGACGGAAAUUCACUCUUUUGCCAGCGACCCUCAUUUGGAGAAUACAUAUGAACUAACACAAUCGGAGAACAUUAGUUUAAUCAAAGACCUAGCGUAUGUUGGAAUUUGCUCAUUAACUACUACUUAUAAUUAUGAUAAUGAGGAUAUGGAAGGGUCUGCAGUAACGGCCACAGUGAAUAAAAUUGUUAGCACGAAACCAAGCAUCGUUUAUGAAUAAUCAACACCUGACAUACAAAUUACAAACGGCAUUGAUAGUAAGUAUGAAAGAAGAGGAUGAGGAAUUUGCCUGUAGAUGUUUGACAUAAAUAUCUAACAAGGCAUUGUAACGGAGAGGAA
Molecule: messenger RNA, 786 nt
Organism: Saccostrea cuccullata (small rock oyster)
Lineage: Eukaryota; Metazoa; Mollusca; Bivalvia; Ostreida; Ostreidae
Product: vitrin-like
Exons: 4
Coding region: 20-667 (215 amino acids)
Source: RefSeq, a predicted model, not a curated record